AUGUAUUCUCUCUUCACUACCAAGAUGUUCUCAUUCUCCACUCUCGUGCUUCUUCUCCAGCUAUUCACAAUUAACCUUCGCACUAUAGAUGCUCAAGUUGGCAUGUGUUAUGGUACAUUCGGCGACGAUUUACCUCCGGCAAAUGAAGUUGUCAGCCUUUAUCAAGACAACUGUAUCCAAAAAAUGAGACUCUUUGAUCCUAAACGAGAUGUUCUACAUGCACUGAAUAAUUCAAACAUCGAGCUCAUUCUUGGAAUUCCAAACAUCGACCUUCAACAGCUCGCCACCUUCCCUAACGAGGCUAUUACAUGGGUGCAAAACAAUGUCUUAGAUUUCUUCCCCAAUGUCAAAAUCAAGUACGUGGCAGUCGGCAACGAAGUGAAUCCGGCCGUCGGAGAUACCUAUAAGGUUGCCAAAUACGUUCUACCUGCAAUCCAAAACAUAUACCAAGCUAUUAGGGCUAAAGGCCUUCAAGAUCAAAUUAAGGUCACAACCGUCAUUGACAUGACCAUGUUAGGAAACACUUACCCUCCAUCACAAUCCUCCUUUAAAGCUGAAGUGAAGUCAUACAUCGAACCCAUAAUCGGCUACUUGGUAUAUGCAAAUGCACCUUUGCUAGCAAAUGUCUACCCUUAUUAUGGUUACUCUAGUAGCCCUGAUGACGUAGCACUUUCCUAUGCUCUUUUCACCUCACCGGAUGUUGUCGUAACAGAUGGUGAAUACAAAUACCAGAAUCUGUUUGAUGCUGUGUUGGAUUCAGUGCAUGCUGCAAUUGAUAACACUAAAAUUGGUUAUGUUGAGGUUAUUGUGUCGGAGAGUGGGUGGCCGUCGGAUGGAGGGUUUGGCGCCAGUGAUGACAAUGCAAAGACCUACUUAGAGGGUUUGUUUCGUCGUGCUAAAACAGGUAGCCCUAGAAGACCUUCGAAACCCACAGAGAUCUAUGUAUUUAGUAUGUUUGAUGAGAAUCAAAAGACUCCCGAAAUAGAGAAACAUUGGGGGGUCUUCCAUCCCAACAAGGAAAACAAGUUUCCAAUUCCUUGUGUCAAAUCCACAUAG
This is a messenger RNA of Vigna angularis (adzuki bean), 1056 nucleotides long. RefSeq names its product glucan endo-1,3-beta-glucosidase, basic isoform. The transcript has 2 exons. Gene Ontology annotation, molecular function: hydrolase activity, hydrolyzing O-glycosyl compounds. The record is from RefSeq and is a predicted model, not a curated record. Gene Ontology annotation, biological process: carbohydrate metabolic process. The coding region runs from base 1 to 1056 and encodes 351 amino acids. Gene Ontology annotation, cellular component: plasma membrane. Lineage: Eukaryota; Viridiplantae; Streptophyta; Magnoliopsida; Fabales; Fabaceae.